Exophiala dermatitidis NIH/UT8656 is the source of this 1635-nucleotide messenger RNA. RefSeq lists its product as uncharacterized. Gene Ontology annotation, biological process: regulation of DNA-templated transcription. The transcript has 3 exons. Gene Ontology annotation, cellular component: nucleus. NCBI's taxonomy places the organism in Eukaryota, Fungi, Ascomycota, Eurotiomycetes, Chaetothyriales, Herpotrichiellaceae. The record is from RefSeq and is a predicted model, not a curated record. The coding region runs from base 1 to 1635 and encodes 544 amino acids. Gene Ontology annotation, molecular function: transcription cis-regulatory region binding; DNA-binding transcription factor activity, RNA polymerase II-specific.
AUGGAGGACAAGGACUCUUCUCAGGACGCGGCAAAGCCUGCAGUGCAUCACAGCCCUAAGCCUCAAUACGCGUUUCAAGUGCAUGACCGGUCCAUGGCGCCGACAGCCUCGUCCACGUCCAACGGUGUAAUCAAGGCCAAGCGAAGACGAACGAGUCCACAAGAUCACGCCAUCCUUGAAGCGGCAUACCAGAAGAAUUCCAAGCCGGACAAGGCAGAGAGAGCACUCAUUGUCAGCCAGGUUGAGCUGGGUGAGAAGGAAGUACAGAUCUGGUUCCAAAAUCGUCGUCAGAAUGAUCGUCGUCGAUCCAAACCCUUGCAGCCUCACGAGCUCGUUGCCCACAUUCGCAACAGCACCUCUAGUCCUCUCCCACCGCAAGUCACCUCAUCGCCGGGCUCAGGAAACACCAAUACUAGUAGUCCCAUCCCUUCGGUUGCGCCAAAUUCGUUUCUUGCACCCCCUGAAACAAUUGAUCGGCCUGCUUCGCGAGCCUCGAGCAUUCAUGAUUUACUCAACCCAACCUCUUCGGGCGAGACCACCGGUAGCCAAGCUGCGGUUACACAGAGCACACAACAGACAUCAGCUCAAUGCACACCACCUUCAAGUCUGGAAAGUUCAGUCGCUUCAAUAGCGCGAAAGGCAACUCCUCCCAUUGUGGACGCACCGGUGCUCGAGGGUAUUGAGAAAGCGGCCGAGAGUGGCAGUGAGCAUGGCAGCGCUAGGAAACGAGAUCAUGACGAGAUGCUGGGAGAGAAGGCCUCAGAACAGGUCGACAGCCAGCCGUCCGCUCGAGUCAAGGAACCCUUGCGGAGAACAUCCAGUAUGGUGCGAUUGUCCAUGACGGUGGAUGGAGCUGUGAAGAUUCGGACCGACAAUGAGCCCACGCCAUCACCUGAGAAGCCGCGCGCGCUGCCUCCACAUCCAGCAUCGCUGCAGAACAAAGUGAAGGCGCCAAUGUUUCGGAGCAAGAGUGCCGUGAACAGUCUUGAUGCAUCGUCUGAGGCGGGUGGAAAGACACAGUUCCGUGGAGUGGGUGCUGGGUUUGGUCGGUCGCGUGAUGCCAGAACCUGGGAGUUCUACUGUGACAGCAACUCAAACGAUGCUCUUUCGACUCAGGCAGAAGCUGAGACGGCUGGGUCUGCUCUUAGUGCCAUCAACCUUAUCCGAACCAACAGUUUCAAGUCACGGUCUCCAGCGCUCAGUCCUUCGGUCUCCAAGGCCAACAAACGACUCACUCCAAGUGGAAAAGGUGGCAAGCCAAAGAUCUCCCGGGCGAAGUCUUCUUUGGGCCGUUUGCAGGGCUCAGAGAAUGCUGUCAAGUCGUCAAAGGGCGAAGCAAAGCGGUCUGGUCGUGAUCGAGCUGACUCUGGAGAUUCGGACAAGGAGAACUGGGCACCAGGUACUCAACUCUCCGAGCAUCCACUCCGCAGAACUCAACCGAGCACAAACCAGCGACCGAUUCUCCAAGAGAACGAGGACAUGACAUUUCCGGAUGCCAGCUCUUCCCGAAAGCUGCGUGACAGUAAGGCGAACUUGAAUAACAACAGUGCCUCCCCCACCAAAGUGAAAGCCAAGGGUGAAGAGCUUGAUUGUGUCCAGGGUCUGCUUUCACUCAGUCAAGGAGCGUGGAAAUGA